UAAUGGCGGCGCUUGAGCAGACGCAGAGAUACCUCUAAUAGUGUCUCGAUGCUUGGGGUAAUGUGCGCACGCCCCAAGCCUUGGAUCCUCGGGGCACUCUCUCUUGUACAUCCGAUUGUUCAUCCUCGAAUUGUCGGUAGCCCAAUUUCAUUUGUCAGCGGUGGAGAUCUCAGUCGGCGCUACCACCACUCCACCGAGUGCCGCCUCAGGAGUAAUGGUGGUGGAACUGGUGCGGCAUCAAUAUGGCAUGCAAUUCUUCCCUCUGGUGGGGAUCGUCUGAGCAUCAACAAUCUUAAACCGGCAAUUCAUCAUGAGCAGAAAGGGGAAGGGUCUUGGAAUGUGGCCUUGGAUGUACGCCCUGCCAGAUGGUUGCAUCGCUCUGAUUCAGCUUGGUUUCUUUUCGGUGUUUGUUCUUGUCUUUCGCCUUCAUUGGAUUGUUGCGGUGGGAAUCCAGAGGCGGUUGUAGAGGAGACUGCUUGUAUUGGCGAUGGGGAUGAAAUAAGGUCGGACAGGAAUGAUAAAUGCUCUGUUGAUUCUACUGAUUACAAAGUGAUAGGGGUGCUUGCUGAUGGUCGAUGCCUGUUUAGAGCAAUAGCUCAUGGAGCUUGCUUGAGAAGUGGGGAAGAAGCUCCUGAUGAAACCCAUGAGAGAGAACUUGCUGAUGAAUUAAGAACUCAAGUUGCAGAUGAGCUGUUAAAGAGGAGAGAAGAAACUGAAUGGUUCAUUGAAGGAGAUUUUGAUAUGUAUGUAAAAACUAUCCAGCAGCCUAGUGAAUGGGGAGGUGAACCUGAGUUGUUGAUGGCUUCACAUGUACUUAGGAUUCCGAUAUCUGUCUUUAUGAAGGAGAAGAGCUCAGAUCGCUUGAUAAACAUUGCCAGCUAUGGUCUGGAGUAUGGGAAGGAUAAACAGAGCCCAGUGAAGGUGUUGUUUCAUGGCUAUGGUCAUUAUGAUGUUUUGGAAAUGUAGAGGCUGGUUAUGGGAAGUAAAGAAGGUUUUGUUAGAUAAGAUAACUCAGUAUUAGCAUAAUGAUUUUGAUUGAUGAAAGGUUUAAUUCGGCCAAUUAAUAAUUUUGAAUAUACUCAAUUUGCUAUACUGACUUA
This is a messenger RNA of Telopea speciosissima, 1100 nucleotides long. RefSeq lists its product as uncharacterized. The record is from RefSeq and is a predicted model, not a curated record. Bases 49 to 966 code for a protein of 305 amino acids. NCBI's taxonomy places the organism in Eukaryota, Viridiplantae, Streptophyta, Magnoliopsida, Proteales, Proteaceae. Gene Ontology annotation, cellular component: nucleus; cytosol. Gene Ontology annotation, biological process: protein deubiquitination; endoplasmic reticulum unfolded protein response. Gene Ontology annotation, molecular function: cysteine-type deubiquitinase activity. The transcript has 5 exons.